UCACUGUAUCAACCACCAACUGUAAAAGCUUUAAAUGGGGGUGGGGUAACUUAGCCUUAUUAAUUACACCGGAGCUCAAAUAGUACCCCCCGGGAAAGGGAUGUCGUAGAUUUGCCGCCACGUCAUAUCUCUAAGAAGGUCUUUCUCCUCCGUCCACUCUCAGGCAAGCUCAAGCCCGCUGCGAAAUUACCCCUAACCAAAUUGAAAGGAUACAAGAGAGAGAGAGAGAGAGAUCUCGACGCUCUGCGCUUUCUAACACAAUCGUUUUCCGGUGGAAGCUUUCAAAAGAAAAAAGCAAGGAAUACAACAGAAACUGAAUGCUCCGUUUGCUUUUUCUUUCAAUAUCAGUUUACUAACUGAUGAAUUGAUUGAAAUUUACAAAAUUAGAAAUGGACAAAAUCGAAAACGGAAGAGUGGAGAACACCGGCGUUUGCUCAACGCCGACGGCCAACGGAGGAGAAGAUGUUUAUAGCUGCAAAGGAUCCGAUGCUUCUUCCGCUGAUCAUCUUGUUAUAAUGGUCCACGGAAUUCUUGGAAGUGCUUCUGAUUGGAAGUUUGCAGCUGAGCAAUUUGUCAGGAUGCUUCCUGAUAAAGUUUUUGUUCACUGUAGUGAAAAGAAUAUGGCUGCCCUGACAUUGGAUGGUGUGGAUGUGAUGGGUGAGAGAUUAAGUGAAGAGGUUCUGGAUGUGAUUAAGCGAAAGCCAGAUAUGCGAAAAAUUUCUUUUGUUGCGCAUUCUGUGGGUGGUUUAGUGGCGAGAUAUACCAUUGGUAGAUUGUAUAGACCUCCGAGCAAGGGAAAUCCAGAAUACUCGUCAUCUAAUUCCAGUGCAGAAGAGUCAAAGGCUACAAUAGCUGGUCUUGAACCAGUAAAUUUCAUCACUUUUGCGACUCCUCAUCUUGGGUCAAGGGGUAAUAAACAGGUGCCAUUUCUCUUUGGCGUGCCUGCCUUUGAGAAAGCUGCUGGCUUAUUUAUUCACUGGAUUUUUAGGAGAACAGGCCGUCACCUUUUCCUUACAGAUCAUGUGGAUGGCAAACCUCCAUUACUAAAACGUCUGGUGGAAGAUGAUGGUGACUGCCAUUUCAUGUCUGCCUUGCAAGCAUUCAAACGCCGAGUGGCAUAUUCUAAUGUUGGCUAUGACCAUAUUGUCGGCUGGAGGACAUCAUCGAUUAGGCGUCAUAAUGAACUACCAAAGUGGGAGGAUUCAAUCAACGAAAAAUAUCCUCACAUUGUGUAUGAAGAACGCUGCAAGGCCUGUGAUGGUGAGCAGUGUGACUCAGUUUUGGUGGAAGAUGAUGGUUUGGAUGAGAUAGAAGGGGAAAUGGUGACAGGGCUAUCUCGUGUGUCAUGGGAGAAAGUGGAUGUCAGCUUCCAUAGCAGCAGGAUGAGAUUUGCUGCCCAUAGUGUUAUUCAGGUGAAAUACCACUACAUGCAUACAGAAGGCGCAGACGUUAUACGGCAUAUGAUCGAUCAUUUUCUUCUAUAGAAGCCAGUUAAGUUUCUGUGAAUGGAUCAAAGCUGAGAAUUCUCAGUUAUGUUGUAGAGUUAAAAUAGAAGCCGGAGAUUUAUUGUUCUCCUCGAAAAAGCAUAUUCAGUUGCAUGCAUUGGGAUCCUUGCUCGAUGAAUGUUCGUUGAGCUAUAUAUCAUUGCCUUGGUUGCUGGCUGAAAGGAGCUCCUAGGUAUCGACGUCUAAACCACAUGAUUACGCCUGCUAGUGGUGACAGGCUGACAGCUAAGAGAGCUGUGCUUCAGAAAAUUUAUUCAUUUACAGUACAGUAUAAUGUAUUCAUAGUGCGGACAGUGUUAAAUAAAUGAGAAUGUUGCCAUCCGUACCAAGGAUCGUGCAAAAACAUCCCCUUGUCUGUGCUGGUCUAACGGGAACAUUUCAUGAUGCGGAGUGUAAAUGUAUCGAUAUCAUCACCCCGUGCUUCCUUCAUGAUCCUUUAAUGGUCCAAAGUAGUACGGUUUUACUUGUCU
Messenger RNA from Coffea eugenioides, 1975 nucleotides. Its product is annotated as putative lipase YOR059C. Lineage: Eukaryota; Viridiplantae; Streptophyta; Magnoliopsida; Gentianales; Rubiaceae. The coding region runs from base 390 to 1484 and encodes 364 amino acids. The transcript is spliced from 11 exons. The record is from RefSeq and is a predicted model, not a curated record.